AUGUGCGGCAUCCUUGGCAUUCACAAGACACGCACCACCCCAUACAACCCAAAGUCCGAUGGACUCAUAGAACGGUUUAAUGGCACUCUGCUCAACAUGAUCUCAAUGAUGAUUGAACCCCAUAAGCGACAACGAGAUUGGGACGAGAAGUUGGCGAUCGCAGUGUUUGCCUACCGUAGUGCUCCCCAAGACUCCACAAGGGAGACACCUAAUAUGCUGAUGUUAGGGCGGGAAGUGCAUUUGCCAAUAGACCUGACCACAGAGGCUCUAGAGGACCCCGAGGAGCAUGAUAUUGAGACAGACUACGCAUACACCUUGAGGCAACGCAUGCGGGAAGCUCACGAAAGGGCCCGUAAGAACUGCACUGAAAGUGCUAGGCGGCAGAAAAAGGAUUAUGACUCCAAGGCAGGGGGUGGUCCUUUGGCAGUGGGCGACUUUGUGUGGCUCUACAACAAGGCAAAGACCAAAGGCUUGUCCCCGAAGCUCCAGAGGAGGUGGGAGGGCCCUUACUUGUUAAUUCGGCAAUUGUCAGAUGUUACUUGCCGAAUACAGGCGAAGAGAAAUGGAAAGAUGAAGGUGGUCCAUGUUGACAGGUUGAAGCCGUACAAGGGGGAACCUCUUCAAUCCUGGUUAGAAGCAAGUGAAAGCAGGGACGCUCACGGAAAUGAGCAGGAGGCUCCUUGCCAACUGACACAGCAUAUGGACAUCGAGGACUUGAACAGGGAAGAUUCCCAGCCUGUCACACCCCCUGUUCCGGCACCACGAAAAGUUCCGGUCCCACCCCCUAGAAGAAAUCCGUCAAGGAAAAGAAACGAGCCUAUCCGCUACAGUUAUUAA
Strongylocentrotus purpuratus (purple sea urchin) is the source of this 837-nucleotide messenger RNA. RefSeq lists its product as uncharacterized. The transcript has a single exon. The record is from RefSeq and is a predicted model, not a curated record. Bases 1 to 837 code for a protein of 278 amino acids. Gene Ontology annotation, molecular function: nucleic acid binding. Gene Ontology annotation, biological process: DNA integration. NCBI's taxonomy places the organism in Eukaryota, Metazoa, Echinodermata, Echinoidea, Camarodonta, Strongylocentrotidae.